AUGUUGUCUGCAAAACAAGCCUCAGGAAGCUUUCUUUCGUCGCUGCAAUUCACCCGUGAUGCACUGAUGGAUUUUUCGCGUGGUUCACAGAGAACUGUAAACAUCACCCUAGAACCAAAGAAGACGACGAGGAUAGUCAAUAAAACGUAUGCUUUGAUAGCUAGUCAAACACUAAGCAGUAGGACCUUAAUAAAGAAAGUCGAUGAAAGUGUGAUGAAGACUGCGUACCCUGGUUUUGCUACAAUCCCAUCUGACCUUAUCAAAGAUUCGUUAGAUCCUUCAAUGAGAAAGGACUUGCCAAAGAACCUACUAACAACAAUUACCUACGACAGAGGUGUCAAACAGGUUAUACUCGUGCCAGUCAAAGAAAAAGUACUAAUCAAACAGACGAAACGCGAAGUUUACAAGUCACGUACUUCACCUUCUAAUAAAUUUAUGAAGGCCAUCAAAGACAUUGAACUAGCAGAAGCAAAUGCAAACGCCUUAGGAGUCAAGUACAGCUACUCUACCUUAGCAAAACUUAAGAGUCUUGUUGAAAAGGCAAUACAGAGCAAGAGCUAUAUAUAUGCUAGACAGGUAAGAUAUUUCGAAUAUUAUUUGCGGAUUGGGGUUAACUAGGAAACAGAGGAAAGCUUAAGGAAACUUUUUUAGUACAAACGCCUUCCAAAUCAUAUGUAACAGGUAGAGCAGUAUAAAUGAGGAUGAAGAAAAAUUUACUUGAACGUAUUUCGGUAAAAUUAUACAUUAAUCGUACGAUGUAAAUCUUGUUAUUUGUGGUACUUAAAUUCAGUAGGCAAGUAUAUCUAUUAGUCAUUUUCAGUUUGGCCAGGAACCACCCAAGCUAAACCUCGGGAUUGAGCCAAGGGCACCCAACGACAAUUUUCGGAAAAUAUCUGUGCAGAAUUGAAGACGAUUUGAGAUCUAGAAUUUUCGGAACAUUUGUUGUAAAAUUUUUUGCUUGACUGCCUCUCCUAGGAUUUUCGAACAUCUAAAAACUACUAUAAUUGCCCAUUUUUAACGGAUUUUUACCCUUAAAAGGUCACCUAGAAUUUCCGGGAGCCUUUUUUCUGGCUGAAAUUUUCAAAAAGGUAAGUUUUGAUCCCUAUGAUUUUCGGAUCACUAGACUUUCAGCUAGGAAAUCUGAACAGAUGAAAAAUUUUUAAGGGAUAAAAAUAUGCCAAUACCUACCGUUGAAAUGCUAACAUACGUUUAACAAUGCUAUGUUUAAGUGGUUUUGAACUAUAUUCUCGUUGGGUGCCCAUGUUGAGCAGUACUUUCACAAGGUAUUUUAAAAAGUAAAGAUUUUAGAUAACGAGAAUUUUAGAUUUGAGUCUAACCAAACUGAUUUCAUAAGACUGGAAACUGACAGAGGUGAUAUUCUAUACUCUCUCAAAAAAGAUUCACUUCCUUGUUUGAAGGAUAAUUAAUUAGUAUAUUUGUAUAUUUAAACAUUUUCAGAUCGUCGGAAAGAUCAUGUAUUUACUGAGCACCAAGGCAAAAUCGUCAAGUCGGAAAAAGAGAAGCUCAACAAGUGAGGGAAAGGCAUUUCUUCAAGAUCUUCGGAAAAAAGUCGGUGCCACUAAAUUUGAUAGCUUUUUGGCUGUGCAAGGCGAUGUAGGUCUUAUGUUUGCCAUAGAUGAUACAGGAAGCAUGGGCAAUGAAAUCGAAGCGGCAAAGAAGAUCGCAAAAGAUAUCAUAAAUUACCGCGAGCGGAAAGUCCCUAUCAAGGAAUACAUCUUGUCACCAUUUAACGACCCCUAUCCAUGUGAGUAAAAUUUGGUUUUUAGUCGUCCUUUCGUGUAGCCUUCCUCCACGCAGACGUUCUUAGGGGUUCUGGCGUCACUCAUUAAAUCAAAUCAAAUCAAAUCACUGGUUUAAUGUUCCUUUUGCAGUCGGAAGACUGAAUUGUAGGAUACCUUACAAGCUGUGAUAAAUGUGCAAAUACGCUACAUUGAUUUACAAGAUUAAUAUUUAACACUAACAAAAUUUGAGAAACGUUCAGUCCUUGUGGCCAUGGGCCUGCUCGAACUCGCUGAUCUUAGACACACACUGGUAGAUAUAGGUACCACUCUGUUGUGUAUUAGUGGGUAUAAUCGGUUACCUGGCCGAACCUUACCUAUAAAUUUAAUACACGAGACUGUCUGACGGUCAGAAAGAGUGGAUAAUGCAGCUUUGUCAAGUACUGUUUCAUACGAAAUACCAGGCCAAAUGAUGGAAAGGGCCCUUUUUUGUACAUUCUCGAGAUAGCAAGCAAGAUACUUCUAAGGCAAACCAGCGAAGACAGCGUAGGCAUACUCUAGUAUAGAGCGAAUUAGCACGCAGUAGAUAUGAACAAUAUCAGCCGAUGGAACUUUGCACUUCUUGAGUUGUCUCAGUGCAUAAAACCAUCUGUUGGCCUUCUUCACUAUGUAGUCGCAGUGCACUGCCCAAGUUCAUUAGAACGUCUGUGUGGGAGGCUAUCUUUCGUGUCAUCUUUUGUGCCUUAUGAGUACUAAAUUUUUCUUCUGUGUUGCAGUAACAGCACUAGGGCACCCACGCAAUCUGUUCGUGUAUCCAAUUGUAAUUUUGUUAUAAAUGUAUUGGAUUUAACGUUUGCUUUACAUCUGUAGAAAUAUAUCGCUAAAUAUGUACAGGGGUCAAUGUUAAAUACACUUUUAUAAGCUUGUCUGUGGUAUGCUAGAUUGUUGUCCUUAAGUUUGUUUCAGAACUGAAAUUUUCAGCGAUUUUGAAGGACUUUGAGUUCGUCGGUUACUGUGCCUCUCCACACUGAAUAAACAGCAAACAAAAAAUACUAUAAGACCAAUUAAAAUUCCAUUUCUGAGGCAAAGGAGGACAAUUUACCGAAGCUAUGAUAAUACACUGUCAGUAUCGGGCACGUUUUCUUGGCAUUGAUAAAUGCACAUAUGUAGCCAUAUAUCGUUACAUAUGUGUUCAUAUGAAGCAAAUGAAUCCAACUGGCCAUUUGCGAGUUGCUCCAAACCUCUGUUUCAAAGCGAGGCUAGGUAAGAAGGCGUUGAUAGGAAGUGAUGGUUUUUGGAACUCUGAAGUGGCCUAAACAUCCAGUGUAAAUAUCCAUGAAAUAAAAACCUUGGAAGAAAUGGUCACACAAACAGAUUGCAUGGGUUUUCUGUGGUAACAGCAGUAUAUUUGAUGACAAGAGAGUGAGUGGUUCGUUAUCAUAGGUCUUUAACCCAUUCGCCCAUUUUGCCCAAAAACGCGUUUUGAAGCUAGUCGAGUGGUUUUUUGGUCACCUUCGUGCUAUAAAGAGCUAACAUUUACCAUAAAGCCAUUUACAGCUUGAAUGCUUCGCAGUAGACUGAGUAUCAGGAGUUUCUGGGGAGAAAAGGGUGAAGAGAGAAGCUAAAAUCUCCUCUCCCCCAUCCUCGGAGACCCAGGGGCAGAUAGUGGGGGCGAGGGAAAGUCUGAACAGGCGGAAAAAUAUGGCACAAAAGAAAAGUAAAGAACGGCCAGAAAAGCCCCUGGGGACAAUGUCUUACCAGACCAGUUCCAAACGGUCGGCGACCGUUCUGGAACUGACUGGUGCCAAAAAAACAUUUUCCCCAGGGGCUUUUCCGGCCGUUCUUUACUUUUCUUUUGUGCCAUAUUUUUCCGCCUUUUUGACUUUCCCUCGCCCCCACUGUCUGCCCCUGGGUCUCCGAGGAUGCCUCUCCCCUAGCCCCUUAGGAAGGUCUGGUACUUAGGCUAGCUUCACGACCUACUCCAGAUGAAAAAGAUCGGGCAUGCGCAAAAAUCAAAAUUUCGUUUUUGGAUUUAUAAAAGUGACACAUCUGCAGCCUUGACUUUUCCUUUUCGCUUUCUCGCCUCCCCUCUUAUUUCGCUUUUCUUGCUUCAUUUAUUUUUUUCUUUUGCUGGGCAUUUAAUUAGUAGGCUUCAUUUUGGUGAGAAUUACGUUUUUAGAAAAGCCUUCUUAGAAAUAAGAUAAAAGGAAAGGAGGGUAGGUAGUGGUGUUCUUGCUGAAUUGUGCUUAUUCUGGUAUAGUUUGAAAGAUCUCUUCACUCUGCACAUGUUAACGGACAAAGUUCUCCUUGACCAUUAAAAGUUACGACAUCACAAGCGGUAGAAGGGACAUAGAUCCACACAGGCUGUUACGGACAGAUGAGGGGCGGAUAAUGGGUUGAUUAGUUUUUCUGCCAAAGUCACGCCGAGACAGUGGCAAAAAGCAGCUAAUUUCAAUUCUCUGUCGACAUGUUCUUUGGAAAAGAAAUAUUAAGCACUAAGUCAUCAAGAAGAAAAAUAACUGUUAAAGCAAAGUUCUAUCCACCUCUUUUGAAUAAUGCAUGAAAAUAUAUUUUUGUUUUCAACAUCUUACACUUUUUAUGUCCUUUUCUGCUUAGUGGCUCCAGGUAACACUUAGCAAUGUCACACAAACGAUUCGACACUUAAAAACAGUUCCAAGUAUUUUUAUAUAUAUAUAUUUCAAUUCCGAUAGAUCCAACAAAAGCUGAUCCAGUAAUUGUCAAAACCGAAACUGAAGCAGGAGAAUUUGAAGAAGAAAUAGACAAAUUGAGGGCCCAUGGCGGCGGAGAUUGCCCAGAGUAUACGUUUGAGGGAAUGCGUGGAGCACUCAAUAAUAUGGGAGAGGAUGGUUCUCCUUUGUAUGUGUUUACUGAUGCAGGACCGAAGGAUGCAAGAGCGGCGGAUAUUGAGGAAGUGAAGAUGUUAGCUAAAGAUCGUGGCGUAGCUAUUAACUUUUUGACCACAGGUAAGGGGAAUUCUUGAUGUUUAUAUAUUAUAUUCUUUUAAAACUGUGAAAGGUUUGAACCCAGGAGUCAUUUCAAAAGUAGGUUUAGUUUGAUCAUCCGGGUGAACGUAGUCCUGAAUAGGACUGUUGUUGUUGUUGUACAGAAAACGUCACUGUCAACAACGACAGUCCUAUUCGGGACUAUGUUCACCCGGACGAUCAAACUCAACCUACUUUUAUAUUCUUUUAGUUUAAAUUCUCCACAUAUCAGUUAUACCUUCGCUUGAUAGUGAAAACUAAACAUCCAGUUAAUGCAGGAUAUCCUUUAGUAUUGAGCUGCUCGUAACUUGGUAUCUCCUCAAACAAUAACACAGCAUUGCAUUGUUUACAGUCAACUUUAUCUAAGACACCUUUGGGGGUGUCCGUCUCAGAUAGAUGUCCGUCUUAUAGAGAGUACACUAAAAGGAGUAAAGAAAGACAAGGACCAACUCUAGGUGUCCGUUUUAGGGAGUUGUCUGUCUUAAAGAGGUGUCCGUUAAGAGAGAAUUUACUGUAGAGUUAUAUUUCCAUUGUUUUACGGAAAACGUACAGUAACUUAUUAGUCGCGGAAGAACAGUUUUAUAAACAUCAGCACUUCGUACGCUACCCAUACACCGCUUAUGAAAGAGAAGACCUCCAGCAGCUAGGGUAACCCAAAUAUGUUUUGGCCCUAUAAAAUUAUUACAUGGCUGACUUCACAAGUGCAUGGGAAGGUGAAGGGGAUCCUGUGUUUUGAUUGGCUACCUGAGCAGGCAAGGUGGGCUGAUCUUGUCCGCUCAGGAUUUCACUUUUUUGGCCAUAUAAUCAUCUGUGUGAGUUUGCUAAAGGGUGCCUGCUAACUUUUCGCUUGAACACGGGUGUUCAAGCCAGUGUUGCCGGAAAAAAACCCGGGGGGCUUGCCAUCUUGCUAGGCGUCAGCAGAGAGCCCAGGCCCACACCUAUCCGUGGGUGGGUGGCUAACUUGUUUUGUGUCAAAACUAGGGGGGUAGGGAGGGGAGUUUUGUCACUUUGAUUAGAGUUUCAAGUGAGAAAGCAGUCCUGCAAAAUCAAGGAAUUUUUCCUGUUGGCUAGCCCAGCCAAAUCAUUGCUGUGGCUCAUAAUCAUAACACUAUUGGCAGAGCUUGGGGGGAGUGAUUGACUAGUCAUAAGUGUCAUGGGUGGGGAGGCUGAGUGCUUGCUCCUUGGACUUGGCUGUCUAGAGACCGAGUACAGGCACCUUGUAUGAAAUUCACACAGACAUGUAAAUCCUUUAUUUACCAAGCCUUUUCGGUCAAGAUGACUUUUUUUACAUUGUUAUUGACCCUUGACUUCGUCUAGGUCACUAACACAAAAAAGGAACUUGGCUGUUAUCACCCAUCUUGAUCUGACGCUUGGUCAAUAACGCAUGGUGUAAAGUAGUUUGUCAUUCAGGUCGUAACCAGAGCUCGUAAAGCCGGACUUGCACUGAACAGUUAUUUAAGGAGAUGAGCGUUCAACCCAUAGCCUUCCAAUUACAUUGUCUCCCCAAGGCAAACAAUAUUACAUAAAGGUUUAAAAUAUAGCUCUACUGUAGAUAAAUCUUUAUCCAAGCAUUUUAUUACUGUGUCUUAGACUUAAGAUAGUGUUCAUACUGGGACAAACAAAUGCGGGUUCUAUUAUGACGCACUGUCGAUACAUUGCUGACUAAAAACCUGUUUCUAAUCCACCAUUUAUUGAGAUUAAUAAUGUUGGACGGUGAGAAGGGAUUUUGCCUUGCGUGUGUUUCAUGCUCAGAAACGUUUCUAACUUCAACUUCUUAAAAUGUUUAAUAAAGGUUCUUGUCGCAGUCGAGGUUACAGCUCGCAUGAUCCAAGGAAUCUUCACCCAGACUUCCUAGAUCUGGCUAAGAGUACUUCUGGUUUAGCCAUUAUGUUUAACAACGCAAGGGAACUGGAAAAAGUAAGCAGUUUGACAAUCGGGACAUUGGAUGGCGAUGCUACCGUAUCUACCGGCUCAACCAAGACGAGCAGAAAAAAGAGGAGUUCUGCUGGAUUAACUGACAGUCGAUAUAGCAUUCCUGUUGAUGACUCUAUUGAAAAGAUGUCUGUAACCAUAACUACAGCGACAGGAGGUAGGCGAUUCUGGUUGUAAAUACGAGUAAACAUUCAAAAUUAUCAAUAUUGACGCGUGUUUGGGAUCAGGAGCUAAUAACAAAGAGCGAGAUACUCCCAUAUCAGGCCUAUGUCACGGCCUUUUUACAGCCGGUUUAUUUUUAGACACAUUUUAGAACACUUUUCCCCGCAAAGCUUGGAAGCCUAGUUAGCUAGACAUCCAUAGGGAAAACUAAACGUCAUUAAAAGGUAAAAAAUAUCCGCGAUUUUUUAGAUCUGAUUGUUUGGCUAGAUGAUUGGUGUGACUUUUAAAAAAAUAUUUUUAAUUGACGCCAAAAUCAUUCGAAAAAAAUAAACUCCUCCCUGAAAGAGUAACCAGACUUCUCAUUCAGAUGAACAAACAGUUGCCUGUGACGUUAUGACAGAUGGCACCCUAAUUUGUCUAGUACUGAAAGACAGCAAGCAAUGCGCCACUUUAGAAACGAGAAGGGACUGGGGACGCGGUGGUCAGCUAUUGGCAAAUUUUUCGCCGUUCCCAGACGUCUCUGCGAAAGUUAAACCAGCCGAGUUUCCUCUCGUUUCUAAAGUGGGGAAUUUAUGAUAUGGUGGCUCUAUAUAAAUGAACGGCUGUUAACGUUUUUCAUAUCAGCUAACAGCGGAAAUAAACCUUUAGUAAUAAGAACAAGACGUUUAGAUGGGGUACCUUUAUGAGCCGAGUAUUAGGUUUAACGGCCCUCUUUCUUAUCGUCCUUACAGGGCGUGGAAUCGUCUUAAAAAAUGCAGACAACGUCGAAAUAACGUCUGGAAAACUUAGUUUGUCACAUAUCACCAUCUAUGAAAUCAGCAACCCUAGGAAAGGAACCUGGACCCUAACCGUGCCAGGUAGUAAUGGUGAUCAUGAGUUCUCUGUCAAGUCAAGCAGCGACUCUAACUUAGAUUUCGAUCAUUACUUCCUGAUUACGCUUUCUUGGCGCAGACGGUCUACUGAAGUUCCCGUUUCGAAUCCAGUUGUUGGUAAGCCAGUCUCAUUUCUAGAAGUAGAUAAAAUAUUCCGAUCGCAGUUGUGGGAGAGGGCAUGGUUUUGCCUUCCUUUUAACUUAACUGUUGUACUAGUCAGGCUUUCGAUUCGGCGUUCAAGAGCCCAAUAUACGUCAAAGUGCUCUCCGAAAAAGUAUCUUCGCAUUGUUUUCACUUUUUGACUUAAAUGUUAGAGGUUAUUAACAGUUUCAACUGUUUAUUAAUUAUCACAAAUUUUACAGAAAGCAAUAUCCACUGCCCGCAGUUAGCAGGUUAGCUAGUCGAGGCGAGCAGUGGUUACACAUAUGUAAUACAUAUAUACAGACAGAUCACAAGAAAGACUAGAGAAAAAGAGUAGUUAAAUAAAUAAACAAAUAAAUAAAAAUAAAUUCAGUUUAAUUAAGUUUACAAUCAUGGACAUUGCAAAUAUAAGAAGCCGAGUUUUCAGGAAAUUUUUGUUAUUAAGUCGGGUAAAUCAAUAUAAUCAUUUUCUUCUGAAAGUAUUCGGAGUAAAGUGUCGUGGACAUUGAUUUUAAAGUUAUUUUUGGACAUUUGACGCAUUUCACACGGUAAACUAUUCCAGAUUUUUACACCAUAUCUUGAAAAAGACUUAGUUUGUUUGUCUAACCUUGAGUGUUUAACAUAAUAGUCACCUCUUGAAGAUGAUAUUGUAUUGUAUGAAUGAAUAUUAGAUUGGGAAGCAAAUAAGUUAGAUAUGUUAGUAGGUGUUAAGCUAAAUGCUAAAUGAAGAAGAUGACCCUAAAAAAAGGUACCCUAAGUCCCCAAUGGUAAUCGAGCCAUGAACUUUCAGUUACGGGUACAAAAUUGAUCUUUGGUUUGCCCCUUUUUGGAUUUUGUUAUUUUCUUAACCGAAUACUUUCUUUUUUUCUUUUAGGCAAGUUAAACAAAAUCAUCAUUUCUGUAGCUGGAUCAGAAAAACUAGACAAAAGCUCCCUGCGACUACAACUCGUAACCACAGAGGGAAAAUAUAUCAGUGACCUCACCCUUCAGCCCCAAGAUCAAGGUCGUUUUCUGGUCGACUUUAAUGCUCAUGCACAUGGCCAGCCAUUUAAGCUUAAACUGAAGGGCAUGACACAAAAAGGUUACCCUUUUGAAAGAAUUUCCCAUAAAAUCCACAAAACAACUACGGCUAUUCUAAGGGGAACUUACGCAAGUAAUUAUUACACCCUUACUUUGGGCAGAACCACAUUUAUUCGUUUUCAACUGUGCAACUUUGGGGCCACUGAAACUUUUGAUUUUCUUGUCGCAAAGGACACGCGGCGUUAUGUCUUUCGUCGUCGCCUGAGUCCCAAACGCGUAAUAAAAGGCCGUUGCGUGUAUAUCUCUAUUUUCGCCAAAGCUACUCGUUCUGAAGACGUUGGGAAGACAGAUGCGGUUUUCAUUAUCCUCAAGGGUCGAAUCUCAAGAACUGUUAUCUCGGAGACAGUUCAUCUGCUUGUUGACAAUUAA
This is a messenger RNA of Porites lobata, 9297 nucleotides long. Lineage: Eukaryota; Metazoa; Cnidaria; Anthozoa; Scleractinia; Poritidae. The record is from the annotation of a GenBank genome assembly.